Molecule: messenger RNA, 636 nt
Organism: Wyeomyia smithii (pitcher-plant mosquito)
Lineage: Eukaryota; Metazoa; Arthropoda; Insecta; Diptera; Culicidae
Exons: 2
Coding region: 66-533 (155 amino acids)
Source: RefSeq, a predicted model, not a curated record
CAACAUCGCCGCUCCGGUUUAGUGUUGAGUGAACCUUCGGUUUUGAAAGUGCUGCUUUACGGAAUAUGAAGUCGUUUAAAAUUAUUUUGCCGAUUUUGGCCCUACUUCUGUUAGUACAGGCCAAGACGAUCAAACUCGAUGAACUAGGACAAAUCGAGACAAAAAUCAUCGCUGUUAAAAACAUAGCAAUUUUCCAAGCCAACAAUCCAGAGGCAAACAUCAUUCCGCUGGAUGACGUCCGGCAGGCAUUCAUCUACAGACUUGGAGCCCGUCAUGCAGGUGACCGUCUGGUGGCUACCAACGGGCAAAACAUCACUUGGCCAACGCUCCGUGAUGUCACGCUAACACUGGACUAUCCGAAAAACGGCGUCGGAGCCUAUGUUACUUAUCUGCAGAUAAACGUUGUUCAGUCGUCCAGCCUCGGUAAGGCGUACAUAGUUCGUGGUGGCAUCGGGCAGCGCUUUGUGUCUGUAAUUGUCGAGGCAUACAGUACCUCGUUUUUCAACUACACCGCCAUGAUCUACGGUAUUUAGGCAGUUUGAGUGUUUAAAUAUUACUUUAUCACUUGUGGAAAGCCCAUGACAGAAACUCAGAAGUUGUCAAUAAAUAAAUUCUUUAGGUUGCAAAAUUUUAAAA